Octodon degus (degu) is the source of this 7450-nucleotide messenger RNA. It is a transcript of the gene Sdk1, whose product is annotated as sidekick cell adhesion molecule 1. The transcript is spliced from 45 exons. NCBI's taxonomy places the organism in Eukaryota, Metazoa, Chordata, Mammalia, Rodentia, Octodontidae. The record is from RefSeq and is a predicted model, not a curated record. Bases 115 to 6480 code for a protein of 2121 amino acids. Gene Ontology annotation, molecular function: protein binding.
CUGCGGGGGGCUCCACCCGGCCACGACCCCGAGACCCCCGGCCGGGACGCGGGGCGGCAGGCGGCAAAGUUCGGCCCGGGCCGCCGCGGGUGGUGGGCACUACUCGCGCUUCAGAUGCACUUGGUGCGGGCGCUGGCACAAGAUGAUGUUGCACCUUAUUUUAAAACGGAGCCAGGCCUGCCGCAGAUUCACCUGGAAGGGAAUCGCCUUGUCCUCACCUGCCUUGCUGAAGGGAGCUGGCCUUUGGAAUUCAAAUGGAUGCACAAUGACAGUGAGCUCACCACCUACAGCAGCGAAUAUAAGUACAUUAUUUCAUCCUUACAGAAGCAUGAUGCUGGAUUUUACCGCUGUGUGGUGCGAAACAGAAUGGGAGCACUGUUGCAAAGAAAAUCAGAAGUUCAAGUUGCAUAUAUGGGAAAUUUCAUGGACACAGACCAAAGGAAAAUGGUUUCUCAAGGACAUGCAGCAGUUCUCAACUUGCUGCCCAUCAGCAGCUACCCUAGACCUCAAGUGACUUGGUUUAGAGAAGGGCACAAGAUCAUUCCAAGCAACAGAAUCGCCAUCACACUGGAGAAUCAGCUGGUGAUCCUUUCUACAGCAGCAAGUGAUGCCGGGGCCUACUACGUGCAGGCUGUCAAUGAGAAGAAUGGGGAGAACAAGACAAGCCCAUUCAUUCACCUGAGCAUAGCAAGAGAUAUUGGCACACCUGAAGCCAUGGCCCCCGUCAUUGUGGUUGCCCCAGGCAACAGAAGCGUGGUAGCUGGCUCCAGUGAGACCACCUUGGAGUGCAUAGCCAGUGCCAGGCCUGUGGAAGAGCUGAGUGUGCACUGGAAGAGAAAUGGUGUGAGACUCACCAGUGGGCUCCACAGCUUUGGAAGACGCCUCACUAUCUCCAACCCAACCUCCACAGACACAGGGCUAUAUGUCUGCGAGGCUAUACUGCGGGGGAGUGCCUUCGAGCCCGCAAGAGCCAAGGCCUUCCUUUCCAUCAUAGAGCCACCAUAUUUUACUGCUGAGCCCGAGAGUCGGAUUUUAGCUGAAGUGGAAGAAACUGUGGAUAUCGUAUGCCGAGCCAUGGGGGUCCCUCUCCCCAACCUCCAGUGGUACAAGGAUGCUGUUUCAAUCAACAAGCUCCAGAACCCUCGGUAUCAAGUAAUGCCCAGUGGAGGCCUGCGCAUCCAGAAGCUGCGUCCAGAAGACUCUGGAAUUUUCCAGUGCUUUGCCAGUAAUGAAGGAGGAGAGAUCCAGACCCAUACCUACCUGGAUGUAACCAAUGUUGCCCCAACGUUUACCCAGCAUCCAUCUGACACUACAGUGACCGAUGGGAUGACAGCUGUCCUACGGUGUGAGGUGUCUGGGGCUCCCAAGCCUGCCAUCACAUGGAAGAGAGGAAACCACAUUUUGGCCAGUGGCUCUGUCCGGAUUCCUAGGUUCAUGCUGCUGGAAUCGGGGGGUCUGCAAAUAACCCCCGUGUUCAUCCAGGAUGCCGGCAACUACACGUGCUAUGCGCUCAACACGGAAGGCUCCCUGAACGCAUCUGCAGCGCUCACCGUGUGGAAUCGAACCUCUAUUGUUCACCCUCCUGAGGACCGUGUGGUGAUUAAGGGGACCACGGCCACCCUGCGCUGUGGAGCUACUCACGACCCCCGGAUUUCUCUCCGCUACGUGUGGAAGAAGGACAAUUCAAUCAUCACCCCAUCUAGCAGCUCUAGAAUUGUGGUGGAGAAAGAUGGGUCCCUCCUCAUCAGCCAGACAUGGUCAGGUGAUAUCGGAGACUACACCUGUGAAAUCAUAUCUGAGGGAGGGAACGACUCCAGGACGGCCCGGCUAGAAGUGAUUGAACUGCCCCACCCACCUCAAAACCUCCUGGCCAGCCUGAGCCCCUCUCGCAGCCAUGCCGUGGUGCUUUCCUGGGUCCGGCCCUUUGAUGGAAACAGCCCUGUUCUUCACUACAUUGUGGAGCUGUCUGAAAACAACUCUCCCUGGAAAGUGCACCUGUCAGACAUUGGCCCCGAGAUGACAGGCAUCACCGUGAGUGGCCUGACCCCGGCCCGCACCUAUCAGUUCCGAGUGUGCGCAGUGAACCAAGUGGGCAAGGGCCAGUACAGCACAGAAACAAGCAGGUUGAUGUUACCUGAAGAACCACCCAGUGCUCCCCCAAAAAACAUCGUGGCCAGUGGACGCACCAACCAGUCCAUCAUGGUGCAGUGGCAGCCUCCCCCAGAAACAGAGCACAAUGGAGUGCUGCGUGGGUAUAUCCUCAGGUACCGCCUAGCCGGCCUGCCUGGUGAACAUCAGCAGAGAAAUAUCACCAGCCCGGAAGUGAACUACUGCCUAGUGACAGACCUGAUCAUCUGGACACAGUAUGAAAUCCAGGUGGCCGCGUACAAUGGAGCUGGCCUGGGCGUCUUCAGCAGGGCCGUGGCCGAGUACACCCUACAAGGAGUGCCCACCGCGCCCCCACAGAAUGUACAAGCAGAAGCCGUGAACUCCACCACUGUCCAGUUCCUGUGGAACCCACCACCGCAGCAGUUCGUCAAUGGCAUCAACCAGGGAUAUAAGCUUCUAGCCUGGCCAGCAGAUGUCCCUGAGGCAGUCACUGUGGUCACCAUUGCCCCAGAUUUCCAUGGAAUCCACCACGGGUACAUCACGAACCUGAAGAAGUUCACUGCUUACUUCACCUCUGUCCUGUGCUUCACCACGCCAGGCGAUGGGCCCCCAAGCACCCCACAGCUUGUGUGGACUCACGAGGACAAACCGGGAGCUGUGGGCCACCUGAGCUUCACAGAGAUCCUGGACACAUCACUCAAGGUCAGCUGGCAGGAGCCUCUGGAGAAGAAUGGCAUCAUUACAGGCUAUCGGAUUUCCUGGGAGGUAUAUGGGAAGAAUGAUUCUCGGCUCACACACACCCUCAACAGUACGACCCAUGAAUACAAAAUCCGUGGUCUGUCAUCGCUCACCACCUACACCAUCGAGGUGGCUGCAGUGACAGCCGCGGGUGCAGGCCUGGCCACCUCCUCCACUAUCUCCUCUGGAGUACCCCCAGACCUGCCUGGUGCGCCUUCUAACCUGGUCAUUUCCAACAUCAGCCCUCGCUCUGCCACACUUCAGUUCCGACCAGGCUACGAUGGAAAGACAUCCAUCUCCAGGUGGAUUGUGGAGGGGCAGGUCGGUGCCAUCGGUGAUGAAGAGGAGUGGGUCUGCCUCUACGAGGAGGAAAAUGAGCCUGAUGCCCAGAUGCUGGAAAUCCCAAACCUCACACCGUACACCCACUACAGAUUUCGAAUGCGCCAGGUAAACAUCGUUGGUUCCAGCCCCUUCAGUCAGUCAUCCCGGGUCAUCCAAACCCUGCAGGCCCCACCUGAUGUGGCUCCCACCAGCAUCACAGUGCGGACAGCCAGUGAAACCAGCCUUCGGCUACGCUGGGUGCCUCUGCCUGAUUCCCAGUACAAUGGGAACCCUGAGUCCGUGGGUUACCGAGUGAAAUACUGGCGCUCAGACCUCCCAUCCUCUGCACUGGCCCAAGUCGUCAAUGACCGGCUGGAGAGGGAGCUCACUAUCGAGGAGCUGGAAGAGUGGACAGAAUAUGAGCUGCAGAUGCAGGCCUUCAAUGCCAUUGGGGCAGGACCCUGGAGUGAGGUGGUACGUGGCCGGACACGAGAGUCAGUUCCUUCAGCUGCCCCUGAAAAUGUGUCUGCAGAGGCUGUCAGCUCAACCCAGAUUUUACUGACAUGGGCAUCCGUCCCUGAGCAGGACCAGAAUGGGCUCAUCCUGGGCUACAAGAUCCUGUAUCGGGCCAAAGACCUGGAUCCUGAGCCCAGAACUCACGUCGUGCGAGGGAACCAUACGCAGUCAGCGCUGCUGGCCGGCCUGCGCAAGUUCGUGCUGUACGAGCUCCAAGUGCUGGCCUUCACCCGCAUCGGGAACGGGGUCCCCAGCUCACCGCUCAUCCUUGAGCGCACCAAAGAUGACGCCCCAGGCCCCCCAGUGAGGCUGGUCUUCCCUGAAGUGCGGCUCACCUCAGUGCGGAUCGUGUGGCAGCCCCCAGAGGAGCCCAAUGGCGUGAUUCUAGGGUACCAGAUCGCCUACCGCCUGGCCAGCAGCCGCCCCCACACAUUCACCACCGUGGAAGUUGGUGCCACUGUACGACAGUUCACAGCCACCGAGCUGGCCCCGGAGUCUGCGUAUGUCUUCAGGCUGUCUGCCAAGACAAGGCAGGGUUGGGGGGAGCCGCUGGAGGCCACAGUCAUCACCACCGAGAAGAGGGAACGACCAUCACCCCCCAGAGAGCUCCAGGUACCCCAGGCAGAAGUGACUGCACGCAGCCUGCAGCUCCAGUGGGUUCCAGGCAGUGAUGGAGCCUCCCCCAUCCGGUACUUCACUGUGCAGGUGCGAGAGCUGCCUGGGGGCGAGUGGCAGACCUACUCCUCAUCCAUCAGCCACGAAGCCACAGCCUGCGCCGUGGAGAGGCUGAGGCCCUUCACCUCCUAUAAGCUGCGUUUGAAAGCCACCAAUGACAUUGGGGACAGCAACUUCAGCUCAGAGACUGAGGCCGUCACAACGCUACAGGAUGUUCCAGGAGAACCUCCAGGGUCUGUCUCCGCUACACCACAUACCACUUCCUCCGUGCUGAUCCAGUGGCAGCCUCCAAGGGAUGAGAGCCUGAAUGGGCUUCUGCAGGGAUACCGGAUCUACUACCGGGAGCUGGAGUCUGAAGCAGGCGUCAGUCCUGAGGCCAAGACACUCAAAAGCCCUUCUGCACUGAGAGCCGAGCUCACAGCCCAAAGCAGCUUCAAGACUGUAAACAGCAGUUCCAGGUUAACAACGUAUGAAUUAACACAUCUGAAGAAGUACAGGCGCUAUGAAGUGAUCAUGACCGCCUACAACAUCAUUGGCGAGAGUCCUGCUAGCGCACCUGUUGAAGUCUUUGUCGGCGAGGCUGCCCCAGCCAUGGCUCCGCAGAACAUCCAGGUGACCCCACUUACAGCCAGCCAGCUGGAGGUCACAUGGGACCCGCCACCUCCAGAGAGCCAGAAUGGGAACAUCCAGGGCUACAAGAUCUACUACUGGGAGGCAGGCAGCCGGAAUGAAACAGAGAAGAUGAAGGUCCUGUUCCUCCCUGAGCCUACGGUGAAGCUUAAGAACCUGACCAGCCACACCAAAUACCUGGUCAGCAUAUCUGCCUUCAAUGCUGCUGGCGAUGGGCCUAGGAGUGACCCCCGGCAGGGGCGCACCCAUCAGGCCGCUCCUGGGGCUCCCAGCUUCCUGGCAUUCUCAGAAAUCACCUCCACCACACUGAACGUGUCCUGGGGGGAGCCAGUGGCGGCCAAUGGCAUUCUGCAGGGCUACCGAGUGGUGUAUGAGCCCUUGGUGCCUGUCCAAGGUGUGAGCAAGGUGGUGACGGUGGACGUGAAAGGGAAUUGGCAGCGCUGGUUGAAGGUGCGAGACCUCACCAAGGGAGUGACCUACUUCUUCCGUGUCCAAGCACAGACCAUCGCCUAUGGGCCGGAACUCCAAGCCAAUGUCACGGCAGGGCCGGCUGAGGGGUCCCCAGGUUCCCCUAGAGAUGUCUCAGUCACCAAAUCUAUCUCAGACCUGACCCUGCAGUGGACAGAGGGCAGCCCCGGCAGCACGCCCACGACUGGCUUCGUCAUAGAGGCCAGGCCUUCAGAUGAAGGCUUAUGGGACAUGUUUGUGAAGGACAUUCCCCGAAGCGCCACCUCCUACACCAUCAGCCUGGAUAAGCUCCGGCAGGGAGUCACAUACGAGUUCCGGGUGGUGGCUGCCAACGAGGCAGGAUAUGGAGAGCCCAGCAGGCCCUCCCCGGCAGUGUCAGCCCAAGUGGAAGCUCCAUUCUACGAGGAGUGGUGGUUCCUGCUGGUGAUGGCGCUCUCGAGCCUGAUCAUCAUCCUGCUGGUGGUGUUUGCCCUGGUCCUGCAUGGGCAGAACAAGAAGUACAAGAGCUGUGGUGCAGGUAAGAGCAUCUCCAACAUGGAGGAGUCUGUGACCCUGGAUAAUGGAGGAUUUGCUGCCCUGGAGCUCAAUAGCCGCCACCUCAAUGUGAAGAGCACCUUCUUGAAGAAGAAUGGGACCAGGUCCCCGCCUCGGCCAAGCCCUGGUGGUCUGCGCUACUCCGACGAGGACAUCUGCAACAAAUACAAUGGUGCUGUGCUCACUGAGAGCAUGAGCCUCAAGGAGAAGUCAGUGGGUGCGUCAGAAUCCGAGGCCUCCGACUCAGACUACGAGGACGCACUGCCCAAGCACUCCUUUGUCAAUCACUACAUGAGCGACCCCACCUACUACAACUCCUGGAAGCGGAGGCCCCCCGCCUCAGCGCUACACAGGUACGAGGCGGUGGCGGGGGCCGAGGCAGAUCAGCACCCACACCCAGUGAUCACCACGCAGAGUGCGGGCGGCGUCUACACCCCAGCUGGCCCCAGCGCCCGUGCCCCUCUCACCGGCUUCUCUUCCUUCGUGUGACACCGUGCCGACACUGGGGCAAGAUGGAUGUGGACCUUCCGGAGUCUAUUUUUGUUAAAACAACCAACUCCAGGAACUGAGCUGAGGUUUUUGUUUAAAAGGAAAAAAAAUCUGAUAAGCGCGAUUUUACCUACUCGUGAACACUAGAUUUCAAUUAGGAAGGUUUUUUUAAUGGCUUUUUGUAACACCACUGCAGAAAGCAGGGCUCUUUGUUUUCUUUUCUUUUUAAGAGAAGGUUUGUCCCUGGUGCAGUGGCUUCUCAUCCUCCAAACCGCCGGAGGUGACAAGGGACAGGAGGUGGGGUCCUCAGAAUGGAGCCCCAGCCUGCCCCACCUCUACCUCCUCUUCCGAGAAUCAGCUCUGUCUUUGGAUAACUCGGGAUCUUGGCUCACUGGCUCCCUUGCUGCUGGGGUGUGGCGAGCAGGCGCUUUGACCUGGGCUCAGUUAGAGCUUUGUGACCCAACUCGGCUAGGCUACAACCCGUUCUCACUCCACCGUUUCGAGGCAAAGAAUCAGCUUUAAGGCUUCUGGAAUGGGGGUGCGGGGAGGGUGAGCUAUUGGAAAAGGGCAUCCUCCACCCUGCCCAGGCCGGCUCGUCUUCUGUCCUUCUGGUGGUGAAAUAUUCAGGGCUUUCCUUUCUUCCCUUCUUUCUUUCAAGCUGACAGAGCAAGGACAGGACCCCUUCCCCCGGCUCCCAGGCCAGCCAGGCCCUUCGGUGAACUUCCUGUGACUAGCACACGGCCCACCCCCCGACAGAGUGAGCCGGCGCUUGCAGAGUUGCUUGUUCUGUAGGAAGUGUGCAUUGUUAACCAGAGUAUUUUUUAAAUCUUUUUAUCUUUUUUUAAACUAUGUCACAUGAAAUGAAUGCAUCUUUGCUGUCUCCAGGUGCCUUUUUAUUAAUUGUUCAGCUUUGUACAUGAGAAAGAUGAGAAGCAACCGUGUCUCCAAAUAAAGCAAAACCACUCCGAGA